Aphanomyces astaci is the source of this 1398-nucleotide messenger RNA. RefSeq lists its product as hypothetical. The record is from RefSeq and is a predicted model, not a curated record. NCBI's taxonomy places the organism in Eukaryota, Oomycota, Saprolegniomycetes, Saprolegniales, Verrucalvaceae. The transcript has 4 exons. Bases 1 to 1398 code for a protein of 465 amino acids.
AUGGGACCUAACUGGGAACACAACUACUACGCCCGCCGAUCGAAGGCGCAUAUAACGACGAAGACUACCCUACGCCCGAGAAUCGAGUGGACGAAAAGGCGGACGCCCGAGCCAACCUGCGUGCGAAACGACGAAAUCGACUGGACAAUACUCCUGACAGCGAGGAAGAAGCAAAGGAAUACCAGGAAGAACAGCGAUGCUGGACACAACCCUACCAAGCAGCUCGGGAUAGGGACCUUAUUCAAGCGGACCAACGACGCCAAGCAGCGGAGGUUGAAGGCCCAGAAUCAACCCCAGUGGACCUUCAUUGGUGGUGACAGACGUCCAACCCCUCGGAUCACCUGUAUGGACAGAAUCUUCCUGGUCAGAUGGAUGAAGAAGCGGGAAACAUAUGAGGACAAGCUACUGGCAAAUGCGCAACUCAUGGGUGGCGAGUGGCGACGGAGUGCUGUGGGGUGGAUCCCAUCCACUGACCGCUGCCUCCUGAAGGCUACAUGCACUUAUGUGUGGCGAGUACCUGUGGAACAACUUGGUGAGGACGAAUACCGUGACCGCAUCAUGGAAAUCGUCGGGCAACCAGCGACCAAGUGGACACCCACCAAGUCGGGCAUGCACACAUACUGUCGUGCGCUGAGCGUUGAUACCCAUGGCGACGUGACCAGUCGCCUGGCAUGGACACCCACCAAGUCAGACAUGCAAACAUACUGUCGGGCGCUGAGUGUCGACCCCCAUGGAGACGUGAUCAGCAGCCUGGUGUCAUUUAUGGAGAGGGUUGGUGAUGUGAUCGACGAGAACGGUUUACGUCAACAACUCAAGGACCCGACCAUGGUGAGAACGUUCGUGAAGGUAGUAGCAGCGCGUGUCACACCCAGCUACCUGCUCGACAGAGUAGAAGAGCAAAUGAAGAUCAUGCCGGCAAACAACCUGGUGGCCUUUGCCGACAUCCUACGCGAACAGCUCGAUCGAACGCACGAUGCGGACAUGGUCAAUCAGCAAAUGAACAGCUACGGUUCAAAGCGGAAGGGCGUCGCAUUACGAAACAUGCGAAGAAAGCCAACCAAGCUGUUCGAGACCAGCGGGAAUUCCGAGGAAAUUACCCACGUCCACCAGCAGCCCGGACACAUAGCCCGGGAAUGUCCCAACAAAAAAGACGGGGAUAGCGGCGAUACAAGCUGGAAGAAGGGCAAGAACGCCGUCAAGCGGUUCAAGGCGCGGGAGCGCAAAGCGAAUAUGAAAGCGAAGCAGAUGAAGAAGCCCCCACCGCCCACCAUGGAAGAUGAUGGGCGCUGGGUGCGGCUGAACAGUGUGCUGAAAGUUCCUUACUGCCCGGACACCGGUGCAUACCAGAACAUUAUGCCACAAGCCAUGGUGGAUGUACUUCAAGCGUUACAGCCCUAA